AGACGCGUCCCCCGGCGGCGGGACCGUCCGUGUGUCCGUCCGAUCCGUCCGUGUGUCUGUCCGUAGGCUCACCGGCUCCUUCUGUCCCGCCCGUCCGCUGCUUGGGGCGCUCCACUGGAACGUUUUGUUGGUCUGUGAGAGAUAAACGCUCCCGCCAUGGCCACGGUCACCUCCUGGAGGGGACACACCGAGGUGGUCACCGCCCGAAGGACAGAGCCGCACGAUGUCCCGGACAUUGUCGCCCUCUUCAGCGCGGACAGAGAGGACCUCUUCGGGAGGAUCGAUGUCCCUUACCUUCUAGAAUUAUCAAAUCUUGCUUUGACACUCUGCAAUGAGAAGAACGAGGUUUUAGCCCAUGCUGCCUUUCUGGACUAUCCAAAUUGGAAUAUCACUGAUCAGGCUGAAUGGGAACCAUUCCUGCACAAAAACUACCCUGACAAUAAGUGCACUCCUCUGAACACGCUCUUCGUGCAUCUCUUGGUGGCAAAGGAGGAAUAUGCAGCUGGAUGCUCCCAAGAAAUCGUGAGGAGUGCUUUCAUCUUACUACCAGAACUGCAGUUUAUACUUCUCUUUUUACCAUCUGAGGAGAAGUUAGGUUUUAGUCACUCAGAGCUGGACAUGGGGCAUGUCUUUGAAAGGAUGCUGCCUGCUCCAGGCUCACCCAUGGAGAAAGGUUUCACCUUGCUGGUGUGUCCCAGGCAUCAUUUUCACCCCCGGCUGUUCGUGCGCCAAGCGAGGAUGGAAGAUUAUGAUGAUCUCGUGCUAAUCUGGACACCUCAGAGUGAGGCUCUGAAGGAAACCUAUGGUGAAUAUGUCCUUGAUGAUCUCAUAGAACGUGAAGGUGAAGAAAAUCAGGCAGCUGUUUGUGAGGUUGGUGGCACUGCAGUAGGAUUCAUGAGCUUAUGUUCUCACGUGAACAUUUCCUUGUAUCAAGAGUGGUUUGACUUAGGGCCUUUCCAUGGGCUCUGUAAACCACAUCCUGAGGAUAUUCUCAAAGUGCCACGGAAGCCGAGCGUUCCAGGAGACAACGAUGAAAGCAACCAAGCAAGUGAACAGCCAGAGCCUGUUUCUUCUCAAGACUUGGAGCAGGUUCCUGGUGCAGCUGCAGCUGUGCAGGAAGAGGAAGCCCUGGCUGUUUCCCAGCCUGACCUGCCCGUAGGUGAUGCUGCCAGCACAGGCUCUCAAGGCUCAGCAGCACCUCUCCUGCAGGCUGAGGAGGGGGAUUGGCAGCCCGUGUACAGAGGAGCUUCCAAUGUUUUCCUUAUCCGUGUGUUUUGUAUUGAUGAGAAGUAUGAGACCAGGUCACUGGAUUUUUUGCAGUAUGCUUUCAGCGUUUUCCCAGACAGAGAGCUGUGUGCGAUGCUGGUGCCGCCCCACGUCCCGGAGCUGCCCCUGCUGCAGAGCUUUGUCCGGGCCGUCCCUUCCUGCACUUCCCCGCUGGGUCAGGAGCUGUUCGUGUUCCACCGCGCCGGAUUGCUCACGUCAUUUAAUGUAAGAAAAGCAGUGACCAGUGACCUAGAGGGUAUAAAAACACUAGUCGAUACUCUUAGCUUGAAUGACAGGAUAUUGGAUGACUCGAAGAUAUUCACUGAGGCUCGCAGGGAGCCAGACGGGAUGCCAGUACAGGCUUUUGUAGCAGAAGUUUUGGAUCAAAUCGUUGGUGUUGCUGUCACUAGGGAUGAAAUGGAUAUCGAGUACAUUCGAGCCCAUUACAACAUUGAGGACUUCAUUGGUUUUGAUCACCACCAGCCAGAGGAGCAUGGACACCUUUGCCACUUUGUCCUGAACCCUGUGGUUCAUCACUACACAAAAUACUUCCUGAAGGAGAUUCUUCGCUUGGGUCACAAAUCUUCUCUUUACUACCCUGUUUAUCCAGAGUAUGUGGAGGGCAAGCUCCAGCGGCCCUGUGCCCAUUCCCUGACAUCUGCCCUUCAUUACAUGGCUCCCGUGCGGCCGAGACGACAGAUUGUGUAUCCUCUGCGCGAGCUCGGCGCGAACGCUCCGUCGGAGCAGCUCUCCGCGGAUCAGCCAAAAUAUUCUUUGAACCACACAAAUCGAAGGCUGGUGCUGGAAUCCAAAGUAUGCAUCAACACUAGGAUUGUGGUGGUUGGUGCAUCUGAUGUGGGAAUCUCUUUUCUGGAAACACUGAUUUUCUGGCCACGUCUGAAAUUCAACAACCUGACCUUGAUUUCCACUCAUGGACUUCCAGGAAGAGACCCACAGAGCUCCAAGUAUAGAAGAUUUUUAAUUAACAGCCACUGUUUUAAUGAUGAAGAUUAUGCACAGAUGUCACUUUGUUCCUGGGUUAACGUUGUGGUUGGGAAGAUGACGGGCAUAAACCGCCGUGCCAAGUACGUGGUUGUUUCCAAGGAGAAGGAGGUGCCCUACGACUACCUGGUUCUGUGCACAGGAGAGAGCUACCAGGCCUUGGCUCCUGCAGGAGCAGGGGUGAGUGAAGUCCCGAGCCACUGGCCGCAGAGAUACUCGGGGACAGUCCCUUGCAAUCACUUCACUCUCAAUGACGCCCAGGACUGCUUGGAGGCAGCACGCUGGCUGGAGGAGAACCUUGGCAGCUCCACAGGGAACGUCAUUGUCUAUGGGAACACGGCUGACAUGUACACCACGGUGGAAGCCCUCCUGUCCCUGGGGGUGGAUGGUUCCCGCAUCCACCUGGUGCAGGCUCCUCUCGGCUCCGAGGCUCGCUGCCUGCAGCAGCUGCAGGAUGCGGCGGUGCAGCGCAGGGUGCAGGAGGCGCUGGCCGAGGCGGGCGUGGCCGUGCACCCCGAGUGUGUCCUGGCGCAGUGGGAGCAGGACGAGCGCGGCCGCAUCACCGGGGCGGCGUUCGGCAGCGCCGCGGAGCCGCUCCAGCUGCAGUGCUCCGCAUUUUUUAGUUUUGCCUACAAGACACUGGAUUACGAAGCCUCUAAGGCCAUCAGUGAUGCUUACCUUGUUCUUGAUGGGAGACUUGUGAUUGAUGCCAAAUUCCACACCAAUGACCCCAGCAUCAGGGCUGCAGGUCCUCUGACCAAGUUCUCCAGGAGAUACUGGAGGGAUGAUGUGACACACAGCAACUUCAACUCCAAGGAGAUUGGCUCUGAGCUCGCUGCUUCCAUGCUGAGUCUCUUCGAUCCAAGCCCUCAGCCCAGCUCCCAGCCCCCUGAGGGCUCAGACAGACUCAUCCCUGUAUACACAAGGUGUAAAGUUCAAGGUGGUGUUCUUCCUGGAGGUUAUAACUACUUGCACAUUUCCAAGCCUGGAGUCCCCACAUCCUUGGAUGUAGCGCAUGACCCGUGUGAACAUGGCAUGGAGUUUGUGACCGGGGAGGCUGCUCAAGGGAAUUACUUCAGGAUGCACUUGAGCAGGUACAGCCUGAUGGACAGCAUCACCUGCCUGUGCAGGGAGCCCCUCCCUGUGUCCAACUACGUGUGCCUGUUCGGGCAGCACGAGCGGCUGCUCAAUGACCUGUGCCACCGCUGGAGCGCCGGGCAGAUCACCGACCUCUACAGCUACUUCAGGGAGCCUUGGUCCAUGGCCAUCUAUCACGAUUGGUUUAUCGAUCUGCAGAAGGAACUGCGCCAAAUCCUGAUGUCAGAACAGCUGUGUCCGCAGGUGCCCGAGCAGCGCCCCGAGCACAGUGCCAGCCCGCCGUCGCUCCGGGAGCCCGUGCUGCGCUACCUGCGCCGCCACCGCGCCCAGCUGCCCAUGUACGCCCCGACCGACCCCUACAGACGGCCGGCUGCAGGUAAGGCGGGCGGAACGGGCGCCCUGGCACGGAUGGGGGGUCAGUGUGUGAAACUUGGUAGUGACGGCGGCUCAGUGUGAAACCCAGCAGUGAUGGGAGACUCUUGGUGUGAAAUCUAGCAGUGAUGGGGUCUCAGUGCGCAGCCUUGCAGUGAUGGGAGGCUCUCGGUGUGAAACCUGGCAGUGAGGUGGUCUCGGUAUAAAGCUCGUUUGGGGAUAGGGCUCUGGAUGUGCAGCCCCGGCAGUGAUUUGGGGUGUCGGUGUGCAGCCCUGGCAGUGAGUUGGGGUGUCGGUGUGUACUCCCGGCAGUGAUUUGGGGUGUCGGUGUGCAGCCCCAGCAGUGAUUUGGGGUGUCGGUGAGCACUCCCGGCAGUGAUUUGUGGUGUCGGUGUGCACUCCCGGCAGUGAUUUGGGGUGUCGGUGUGCAGCCCCAGCAGUGAUUUGGGGUGUCGGUGUGCAGCCCCAGCAGUGAUUUGGGGUCUCGGUGCGCAGCCCCGGC
Catharus ustulatus (Swainson's thrush) is the source of this 4240-nucleotide messenger RNA. It is a transcript of the gene CFAP61, whose product is annotated as cilia and flagella associated protein 61. The record is from RefSeq and is a predicted model, not a curated record. Lineage: Eukaryota; Metazoa; Chordata; Aves; Passeriformes; Turdidae. Bases 157 to 3822 code for a protein of 1221 amino acids. The transcript is spliced from 26 exons. Gene Ontology annotation, molecular function: oxidoreductase activity.